GACACUGAUCAUGAAAUCCUGGGAGACUUAGAGGAGACUACUAACCUCCUGAAAGAACAGCGCCAAGCAAGCGAUGUGGAGGUGGCGCCGAAAAAGAAAUUGCUUUACCGGAUGUACUCGUUUGGACGACAAGUCAGUACCCAGAAUCCGGACGACGUGACCCGAGUUUUGGCCAGUUCCAUAAAGGGCGGUCGAUUUUACCACGGCGAGAGGAAGACAGCUCCAACGAAACACAGCUUGCACACUAUUGAAGAGGUUGAACGUCGCAACAUCACAAUCGUCGGCUUCUCUCCGUCGGACCACCGCAGAAAGGACUACCAUCUGGUGGACUCGUUGACAAGGCUGCCGCAAAUACCGACAACCGAGGUUACUAGACACCGCAGAACGCCGGAGGCGCCGACAAGCGCAACUCAACGUCUGGCUUUGAAACCCGAUUCAAGACCGAAGCCGACGCUAUGGAAACGCUACACAUUUUCCGACAAUGUCGAUGUUGUUGAAGCCCCACGUCAUUACAAAGACACCGCCGCAUACCGAAAGGGUAGAACUCCCCACGUGGCAUCGCACGGCUACCCUCUCACCGAGGAGGAGAUUCAGGCGGUGGAAAAGUUCGUCCCGACGCUUACGCGUCAGCCCAAGGUUACCUGCGAACCGUACAAGGCCAUGAGAACUCGACUGACGUCGUCUGUCAGAAAAACCACCACCACCACCACCGCCACGACCACAACCAGCGCUGCUACCACGACGACAAAAGCCACCACAAUGAAUACAGGUGGGACACAACAGAAAUCCAGUACCGUGGACCAGGACAUAGCUAGUGCUCUCUUCAAAGACGCCAGCGCAAUGCGCUUCCUGAGGCGCAACCCCGGCGCGGUUUUGGAACAGCUGAGACAGAACCUGCGACCUGGCACACUCGCGCAGUUACUGGACGAUGUGAUGCACGACGCGGUGGGCAAGAAAUCGAGGAAGAUUUUCAUCCAGGCCUUGCAAAGAGCCGCCGAUGGAGAGAAGGAGUCGAACAGGCUGUUCAAAAAGUCUCCACGGGUGGUGCAAACCCCAAGUUUCGGUGGAAAACCCGUGUGCCGUCCGUCCAAUGUUCCAUCGCAGGACUGGCAACGACUCGCGAAGUCGCAGGCCACCGUGCACGAAAAGAUGUCCACAUCGGGCGGCGAGAAACCCCAUUGUAGAGCUCACGAGCUCAGUCGUAACGGCUACGGACGUGUCGCACAAGGCUACGGCAACUACUUCUCCCGUCUCAAUAUCCUGGAGCACGUGCAAAGGGCCGACCACAUACGAGAAGUCCUAAUGAAUCUUGUUAAUGUUUUAGCCCACGAACGAAUACAGAACUCAAUUUCAGAAUGGAGUGUUGUUCCGCCCGACGUGCAGCUGUCAGUUCAGAGGCUUUACUUUUCAGAAGACGAAGAAGCCGUGACGACUCUGCAACUAGAACUUCACGAUAUUGUUUGUGUAACUCAUAUAUGUGGGCAUUUGUAUCCGCUUCGGGAUUUCCAGAUGGUCUCCUGA
This is a messenger RNA of Mesocestoides corti, 1521 nucleotides long. NCBI's taxonomy places the organism in Eukaryota, Metazoa, Platyhelminthes, Cestoda, Cyclophyllidea, Mesocestoididae. The record is from the annotation of a GenBank genome assembly.